Rotaria sordida is the source of this 735-nucleotide messenger RNA. The record is from the annotation of a GenBank genome assembly. Lineage: Eukaryota; Metazoa; Rotifera; Eurotatoria; Philodinida; Philodinidae.
AUGUUAAACGGACAAUCAAAUCGAAAGGAUUCAACACGACUACCAACGGGAAAUGCGAAUAAAACUACAAGCACCGGGCCCUCACUCGAAUUUCGAUGGUCAACAGCUGCAAUACAUCGAGCCACGAAAAAUAUUAACAGACCACCAACUCCAAUUCCAAUACUCACCAGUGCCCGUUAUCCACAAAGAUCUCACUUAAUCAGUUCCUCUUCAUUACGUACAUUACACCAUUGUGGCUCUUCUGAUCGAAGCUCAACUGUUUCAUCUUCAUUAUCGAUACAAAAAUCUGCACGUCGUUUAUUACAUUUACCCACUAUACGACAAAUCACUGCAACCAAACAGAAUACAUCACUCUUACCAAAACGCACAACUGUUAAUCGUUGUCCUACACCAUUUCGACCACUCGUACUCAGCUAUGCUCAAUUGCAUCGACCAGAACAACAACGAGAUAAACAUCAACUCUCUCAACAUCACACGUCUGUGGAUCAAUUGACUGGUGUCUCAAUUGCUACAAGCAAACUCACAUCAUCUUCCAAUCCAUCAUUGACAUCGACGGUAUUACCAUCAUUGAUCGAAGAACUUCACUUACCAACUAAUCAUCUUGUACGUUUACAUACGCCUCAAUUACGUCGUUUAAAUAUUUCCGACAAAUAUAUUAAUGAAGCAAAAGAACUUUAUUUCGAUGCUACAUCAAAAGUAUUCUUGCCUCGUAUGCCAACUAUGCAUGCCUCGUAA